Meloidogyne enterolobii is the source of this 3186-nucleotide messenger RNA. Lineage: Eukaryota; Metazoa; Nematoda; Chromadorea; Rhabditida; Meloidogynidae. The record is from the annotation of a GenBank genome assembly.
UUUUUGAUUUCCGAUUUUGGAAAAUUUUUUUGUUUCGAAACAUCUCUGACACUAACUAGAUAUCUUCAACUACUACGUUCUCCUAAAACACAUGCUGCUGAUUAUUUUUUAAAUGCGGAAGACGGAAGGAACGUUAUGUGGAAGAAGCAAAUUUCAGUUCCCUGUUUUAGCUCCUUAACACUUAAUAUUAUAAUUUUAUCUAAAUACCUAAUAAUAUUUUUUUACAGAUUUUUUUAAAUUUUUAUCUUCCUAUUUUUAAUUACUUCAAUAUUUAUGUUAAUCUUCCCCACCAUAUUAUUUUCAUUUUCCACAUUUGCCAGUUUCACUUUUCUCUCAUUCUCAAGUGCCACUCCAAGACAAAUCCAAGUACCUGGUUCAAUACUCAUUGGAGGCCUAUUUCCAAUACACGAGAGUAGCAGAAAUACUUCUGGUUCCACACUUUGUGGGCGAAUAAAGGCUGAUCAGGGAGUUCAACGGAUGGUGUCUAUGCUAUAUGCAUUAGAGCAAAUCAACAAAAACCAUCGUAUUUUGCCUGGGAUUCAAUUGGGAGCACAAAUUCUAGAUUCAUGUUCUGUGGAAACCCAUGCAUUAGAACAAAGUUUACAAUUUAUCCAGUCUGUAUGUGCAGAAGGAGAACAACAAUAUUUUAAUGAAAAAUUAUCUUUAAUAUCUGAGCAAAGUAAAGGGAGAAAAAUAGCUGCAGUUAUAGGGGCUGCUUCUUCUCAAGUCUCAGUUAUGGUCUCAUCAAUGCUACAACUUUUUAAAAUUCCUAUGGUCAGCUAUUCUUCAACGGGCGUUGAAUUAAGUGAAAAGCCUCGUUUUGCUUAUUUUUCUCGUGUUGUGCCUCCAGACAAUUUACAAGCUAAAGCUAUGGCACAUUUAGUCGCUGCUCUAGGCUGGAAUUAUGUCCAUGCAAUUGUGGAUACUGGAAGUUACGGGGAAAGGGGAAUGGAUAGUUUUCGAGCUGCUGCUACAGAUUUGAAUAUUUGUAUAGAUGGAGAUGUUCAUAAAAUAAGUAGAAGAUGGACUGAUGAACAAUACGAAGAAUUACUUUUACGAAUGAGAAAUUCAAAAGCUAGAGGUGUUGUUAUGUUUGUGGAUGAAGACAAUUUGCGUCGUUUUCUCUCUAAUCUUAAAAGGCUGAUAAUGCUUUCUGAAAAGACUAAGCCUUAUAUGCCUAGACUUAGAAAUUAUUUUUGGUUCGUAGCAAGUGACAGUUGGGGUGUAAAAGUUUCUGUGGUAAAAGGCUUUGAACAUAUUAUUAAUGGAGCAAUAACUGUUGCCCCAAAAGUUAGAUAUCUUCAAGGUUUUGCUGAAUAUUUCGCAGCAUUGGGACCUUCAAAUACUUUUCUUAGCGAAUAUUGGCAAUUUAUGAAUUGUUCAGAACAUUUCCAUCCAAACUUUGGGUCUUGUUUCAAAACCCAAAGUCAUUAUUUUAAACAAGAAGCUUAUGUUCCGUUUGUUUAUGAUGCUGUUCAGUUGGUUGCUAAAGCUUUGCAUAAUUAUAUAAAGGAUUGCGGUUUUGAUGGUCAAUGGGAAAAUUGUGAAUUGGCCAAAAAUGGUUUUGAUGGGAAAAAACUACAAAAACUUUAUCGAAAUGUUUCGCUUAUAGAUGGUCAACCUCCCCUCAUUGACGCUAAUGGUGACGGAAAUGGGCAAUACAGUAUAUUUCAAUUAGACGAAAGAGGACUUUAUAGAAGAGUUGGGGGCUGGAUAGAUAACGAACUCAUUGACUUGGAUGUGGCAGAUAUCCGAGCUGGGCUGCAGCGUAUUGUAACAUCAACUGGAACUAUUGAGGAAGACAUAAACUAUAUUCCUCUUUCUGUGUGCAGCUUACCCUGUGCAGAAGGGCAUUAUAGAGCUUAUCAAGAUCAGAGUUGUUGUUGGACUUGUAUUCCUUGUGAUACAAGUACAUCAAUUAUACCAAACAAAACAAGGCAAAGAAUAAUAUUUUUGAAAUUUUCAUUUAAAAUUUCUAGUUGUAUCCAAUGCCCUCUUGGUGAAGUGCCUAAUGCAGAAUUAAGUAUUUGUGAGCCUAUAAGACCAAUACAUUUGGAUUGGGAUAGCCCUUGGGCCUUUGUUCCUGCCAUUUUUUCUAGUAUAGGUUUGCUAGCUACUUGUGCAGUGACAGCUGUGUUUAUCCGUUACAAUUAUACACCUGUGGUAAUGGCUUCUGGGCGUGAAUUAUGUUAUUGUAUGUUGGCCGGAAUUGCUUUAUGUUAUGGAGUUACUUUUGUUUUGGUCAGUCCUCCAUCAGAAUUGGUGUGUACAUUAACAAGAAUACUUAUCGGUUUAUCAAUGGCAACUGUUUAUGCAGCAAUUCUUGUAAAAACGAAUAGAUUAACACGGGUGUUUAAGCCAAAUAGUGCUUUAAGGCCUAAAUGGAUUGGGCCUACUGCACAAGUUUUCUUUUGUGCAAUUCUUGCAUCUGUACAGCUUGGAAUUGCUUUAGUCUGGAUUUGGUUAGAACCACCCGGAACUGCUAUUCAAUAUCCAUCGCGUACUGAAGCUGUUCUAACAUGCAAAGCUACACUUUCACAUUUACUUAUUUCACUUUUCUAUUGCGGAAUUCUUAUAAUUGCUUGCACAAUUUAUGCAUUUAAAACGCGUGAAAUACCUGAAAAUUUUAAUGAAACUCGUCUUAUUGGAUUUACAAUGUAUUCAACUAGCAUACUUUGGCUAGCAUUUGGACCCAUUUAUUUUGCUACACAAAAUAACUUCCGAAUCCAACUCACUUCACUUUGUAUUACCAUUUCAUUAAGCGGGACGGUUGCUUUAACCUGUUUCUUUGCACCAAAGGUUUAUAUCUGCCUGUUUCAACCUUACAAAAAUGUGAGAACACGAAGUUCUGCUGUAGGGAAAUUAGUGAAUCAACAAAUGCGUUUUAUUAGUCAAAUAACCAGUCCCGAACAACAAUCAACUGGCCAUUAUAACAAAAUGCCUAUUUCCUCAUACUGUACUGUUUCAACAAAUGGAGGGUAUAGCGAGACACCGUCUGCUGGCAAUGUACCUCAACCUCCUCUCUCUGUGUUGAGGCGACGUUCCUCCGUGGCAACAUGCUUCAUUGCACAGAAUCAAAACUCGACGGCAGAAAUACCAAGGAAAUAUUUGCGCAGAAUGGAGACAAUUAGUAAUGCUGGAGGUGGACAUCAUUCCGACUUGGAAAGGAUAAGGAGAAGAAGGUAA